AUGCUGCGUAAUUGUAUUUACUUGUAUCGACAAGAGCAAACAAUGUUCAACAGAACGACAAUUUUUUCUUUUUAUUUUCGAAUAACUCGAUUGAUCUUCGUUGCAUUACUCUUGAAAUCUGUAAUAACAACAACAACAUCAGGAGAAAGAAAAAUGGCUGAUGAAGACAACAAACUCGAUUUCAUUCCCGGACCUAUAAUUCUCAUUCUUGGAUCGGUGUAUACUCUUAUUGUUCUGUGCAUCUUACUAAUCAUACCGAUACUUCAAUUAGCUUUCGGCGGUGCAUAUCUUGGUCAAUGUCCAGUUGAACAAAACAUUCCGAUAUAUUUGAUUGUCACGGGUGCAUGUGGUCUUGCAAGUAUUCUUCUUACCAUAAUGAUCGUACUUGCAUUUAUAUUACUAAUCAAAAGACAGACUGCAGGGACGGCUGUGACGGCUGCAUGUAUCAUCGCUUGUGUUCUUAUAUUUUUGUUCGUCAUGAGUCUUUUCUUAUUUGCGUGGUUCAUUGCGGGGAACGUAUGGAUCUUUGGAGUUCAUAAAAAAGUUGAUUUAGACGAUGCCUCAUCACCGAACUACUGUCAACCUGUUGCUGUUCAUGUUUUCGUUCUUGUCUUCAAGCAAAAUCAGCGUUCAAACAAGAAUCCUAAUCAAUUGCACAAACACAAACCUUAUGUUUUUACUUUAGUAUUGAUUAUUAUGCUACCAGGCAGUGUGACGCUAAAGGAAACGUGA
Messenger RNA from Adineta ricciae, 732 nucleotides. NCBI's taxonomy places the organism in Eukaryota, Metazoa, Rotifera, Eurotatoria, Adinetida, Adinetidae. The record is from the annotation of a GenBank genome assembly.